Diplodia corticola is the source of this 996-nucleotide messenger RNA. RefSeq names its product gluconolactonase. Lineage: Eukaryota; Fungi; Ascomycota; Dothideomycetes; Botryosphaeriales; Botryosphaeriaceae. The record is from RefSeq and is a predicted model, not a curated record. Bases 1 to 996 code for a protein of 331 amino acids. The transcript has 2 exons.
AUGCCUAAUCUCUCCGCUUUUAUCACCCACCAUGAUACCUUCAACGCUCUCCUGGGUUCUGAGCCCAAGCUCGAGCUUCUCCUAGAGGACAGCAGCUACCCUUUUGCCCACGAGGCCGGCGUCUUCAUCCCAUUAAUGAACAGCCUGUUCAUAACAAGCAACCGCAUUGCAGACCCUACUGGCCAACAGCGCGUCCAGAUAUCGAAAAUCACCAUCGACGACGCCUCUGGUCGAGUGUAUCGCGAAGACCUCCCCGAGCCCACCAUCCCCAUGGCCAACGGCGGCGUCAACUACAAAGACGGCAUCCUAUUCUGCAGCCAAGGCUCGCCCACCCAGCCGGCCGCCCUCUACGAAAUGUCCCUCUCCCAGCCCUACACCUUCACCCCCGUCCUCGACUCCUUCCACGGCCGCGCCUUCAACUCGCUCAACGACGUCGUCGUCCACAGCGACGGCAGCAUCUGGUUCACCGACCCCAUCUACGGCUACGAGCAGGGCUACCGCCCGCGCCCGCAGCUCCCCAACCAAGUCUACCGUUACGACCCGCAUACAUCCAGUAUCCGCGCCGUCGCCGACGGCUUCGGCCGCCCCAACGGCAUCUGCUUCUCGCCCGACGAGCGCAUCGUGUACGUCACCGACACGGACCGCGUGCACGGCGACGGCACCACCGACGACACGCGCCCGUCGACCAUCUACGCCUUCGACAUCGCCCACCACUCCGGCCAGCCGUUCCUGACCAACCGCCGCCUCUUCGCCUUCGCCGACGCCGCCGUCCCCGACGGCAUCAAGGUCGACUUGGACGGCAACGUCUACAGCGGCUGCGGCGAUGGCGUCAAUGUCUGGUCGCCCGGUGGCGUCUUGCUGGGCCGCGUCAGGGUCGACGGCGGCGUCGCGAACUUCUGCUUCGGCCGCCAAGGCGAGCUGUUCUUGUUGAACGAGCACAGGUUGUGGAGGGCGAGGCUGGCGCCGACGGUGAGGGGUGCGCUGUUGGGGCUCUGA